Molecule: messenger RNA, 7127 nt
Organism: Eleginops maclovinus (Patagonian blennie)
Lineage: Eukaryota; Metazoa; Chordata; Actinopteri; Perciformes; Eleginopidae
Gene: znf831
Product: zinc finger protein 831
Exons: 4
Coding region: 397-5301 (1634 amino acids)
Source: RefSeq, a predicted model, not a curated record
CUUCUGCACAACACUUUGGAUCAUCAUCCAACUCUUCCAGGCUCUCCUGCUGAUCACAAGCUGUAAUCUAUGUUUUCAACGUGUCCUCCAGAAGUCUUUGUCUGACAGCCAAACACUCAGCAAGCCCCUCUCCCUCACUCACUCCCCUCCUCUCUGCCUCACCACUUUCAUAGUGCAUCUUCUCUCUCAUUUGCAUUUGUUCCGCUUCCUCAACAAGAAGCAGUUGACGUGAAAGAGCUGUGAGAGGGGAACACCGAUCAGAGUGCAUGAGCAGGUACUCUGAGGAUGGCUGUUCAGUGUUCAGCACUCUCUAAGUCCGAUGUGUGUUGCUGAUUGAAGAGUAUUAAGGUAAUUACAGACCUGGAUCUGGAACAUCACGACAGCAGCAGGGUUACCAUGGAGACUGGCAAGCCAGGAUUGCAGAGUGCUUCGGUGCAUAUCAGCACCGUUGCAGAGCAGACAGAGGGAAGGAUGGACCUCCAGGCUCCACUGACGGCUGUUUACAUCCAAGCAGUGCCUCCUUCGCCUGCGCAGCCUCCAGCAGCUCCCCGAGAGCCAGCCACACUCCAUGUGGCCAUGCCGCCGCUUUACUCCAAGAAGACACUUCCUUUUCUCACACUCCAUAUUACUGGAGGAUUGCAGUGUCAGCCGGGAUUGAGUCUGACCGCGGCAGCUCCUGCAGCCAGACCCAAGACGUCAGGAAAACAUGUAUGUUCUCACUGUGGACGGGACUGUAUGAAACCCAGUGUGCUGGAAAAGCAUCUGCGCUGUCACACCGGGGAGCGGCCUUAUCCCUGCACCACCUGCGGAGUUUCUUUCAAAACUCAGAGCAACCUCUACAAACAUAAGCGUACUCAGGCUCAUGCCCGCCUCUGGUCUGAAUCAGAGCAGAGCAGCAUGAGCAGCCUAGACAGCAUGUCCGACUCCAGAGAGACCUGUACCUCCAGCUUGUCUCUGGACGAGCAUAGCGGGGAGUCGAGCAUCAUGGAAAAGGGUACAAAUGUUUCAAAGGAUGCCACACUGCCUGCUGAGACCAACAGCCCAGCCAGCACUGCAAAGGUCUUCUCUGUACAGACGCAUGGUUCUGUUGGUGUACAGAAUACCAUGACCCAUGCAGGUCAGAAGAUGGAAGAAAAUGAAUGUGCAAAAGUAACAAUAAAAAAACAGAGGAGGGAAGAUGAGAAACCUCCACUGACUGCCAGUCGACAUCUUCCCCUUCAGAGACAAGAAGCCACUCUGUUCUCCAAGCAGUGGGAGAACUCUGUGUCCAGAGGGAAAUCCCAGAGCCACGAGAGCACAGACUCAGGCUUCAGUGAGAGCAGUGAGCACUACCCAAGCCCCGGCAGCCUUUUACCUGACCACAGUGUAGAUUCCUUUACUGAAUCCACUAAGGAGUAUCCUAAACACACCACCACCACAAACACAACCUUAGGACCAGGCCAGGCUGGACAGGAACACAAAUACAUAGCAAGGAAGCAGAAAUCACUUGAGGAGCACAUAUCGAAGCUGAUUUCAGAGAACAAAGCUGUUGUGGAGGACAAACAGCUAGAGAACGUUAGGCCACGAAAAACGGUUCUAUCCCAGCAGGGUAGCAUUGACCUCCCCAUGCCGUACACAUACAAGGACUCCUUUCACUUCGAUAUGAGGAUCAGUAAGACUCCAAAUGUUGGGUUACAAAGACACACAAAGCCCGACUUCUACACCUCCGUGCCCACUCAGCGAUCCAACACUGUGGAGCAUGCCCCCCUCACCCGCAGCCACUCCCUCCCUUUCAGUGUGGCCCUCCUGCAGCCGGAUAGGAGCAGCCCAACCUCCUGCUAUCAGAAUGAUUAUGUAAGAAUUGUCCGGAGGGAAAGCUCAGGCCAGAUAACGCCGACUUUUGUCCAGCCUGUGAAACAGCCUUCAUCCACCCACCGCCCACUGGUCCGACAGACAGCCGUAGAUGGCAACCACGCAACAGACACUCUCUUCACGAAUCCAUCUGUGGAGGAGGCCAGCACCGGCAGUCGCAGCUGCGACGGUGAUGGUGGUGACAUUUGUGGAGAGCCAAGCAACAGAAAGUUCCGGAGGAAAAAAGCACAGAAGUUUGCCUACAACAAGUGGUACAUGUAUGGGGGAGGAACAUUCAAAAAGCUCUACAAUGCUGAAAAAGGGGGUGAUGAUAGCGUUAUCAAAGGCAGAAAAUGUUCCACAAACCCAGAGCAGGAGGUUGAGCGGCGCCUGCCCAACAGCCUGUCAGCGGUUCAUAUGGAGACAGUUACAAUAACAGACUCAACAAUAAACCUCCCCAAUAGCAGUGCUGCAGCCUGCCGCUCAGGCUGUAGCACUGCAGGAACCCCUGUCUUUGCAAAGGGUUUGAAUAUCAAAACUAGCCAGCUUCACACAUCAUGCAGCUCUCUCAGGACACCACUUCGGAGAAAUCUGUCUUUGUCAGUACUGCCGGUUUCUUCUAUUGGGCCAUUGGGUAGCCACCAAACAGACAGUAUGAGCAAAGCAGAAGCAGGGAAAAUGAUUGAUGCAGAAAAACAUUUUGACUUUUUGAAUAUUAUCCCUGACAGGAAAAAAAAGAAGACCGAUGGCAAAAUAAUUGGCCUUCUGGAGAUGGAAACCAAACCCAACACACAAAUACUCUCUAGCAUCAGCAGCGCACCUCAGCAGAAUCUCUGUUGUAUGAACCCUCCAAAAAAUCUAAAACACAUGCCGCUCAAAGCAGCUCUUCUACCAACUUGCAUUAUCAAUGCAAAUACAUUGUCUGUUAGCACCUCACUAGCCGACCCCCCCACUGCCAAGGCCAGCUUCCUGCCCAAAUACCAGCUGAAGUUACCUCAUGAUUCCGAAUCUGGUGCAGUUUCUUCACAGAAUGGUGUGGAUAAAACAACAGGAAGUGAUGGCUGCGCUUUCAACUCUGUUCUGUCACCUUAUCAGAGUGAGCAAAGCUUUCCCUCGUUCAAAGAGAGGAAAAGCGGUGAUCCCGUCAUAACAAAGCAGACUUGUGAUGUCAAAAAGACAAAUCCUGUCAGCUCAACACAAGACCAGAUCCCCACAACCCUUUCUCAGGCAGAAACAAGACUCAAUCCAACUGAAACAGUUAGACUAUCUAUAGCGCAAGGGCAAUUUUCAUCAACCACAACAACCACAACCGGCCGGCAGAUUUAUCAGGCAGGAUUAUUCAGCACUUCAAUACAGUCUUCCAAAUCCACAGGGGGCUCAGGGCCUGUACCCGGACCUGUUGCACCUAAGGUUGCAAACUUUUCUUCAACACCUACCUUAACUAUAGCACACAAUCAGUCAUCUCCUGCUGCCAUUACAGAACUCACGCAAAGUCAGGCUAACCUUCCCCUUCCUCUGUCACACACACAGCUCUUGCCAGCAUCAGAGCAUUUCAGCUCUGUAAACAGUGCAUAUGGCGGCUCAAACCGCCCUGCCGUGCCUUGUCACAUGGUACCAUUCAACCAGAUGCGGCCAGAUGAUCAGAAUGUGUUUCAUGUUCACACAGCAGACCUCCAGAUCUGCCUCCAGAUCAUAUCUGAUGAGCAGCUGGCUCUCAUUGAACCCCAAAUCGAGAGACAAUCAGUCAAUGUCCUCUCACAGAGAUGUGAUGUGGAAGCAACACUCCCGGAAAUGAGCCAAAAAAACCCUCUAAACUUUGAUUUGGAAAAAAGUGAGUCUUUACCCACACUUCACAUGGAGAAAACAAAACCUCCAGCGCCUGUUCAAUUUGUGAAGGCAGAGCUGACAGAACAACAAUACCUCUCUCAGGCUACACCAUCCGCUGAAUGUACACAUCCUGAAGCACUAAGCCCGUCACAACUGCCCCACCUAAGUGACACGGUCACUGCGACUCAGAGCUCAGCCGGUAAUGUCAUGCCAACUGCUGCUUCACUAAGCGAUGUCAAGUCAGGAAGGGGCCAAUCUUCAGAGGAGCAACACUCUCUUUCAGUGAACUGUUGUGCUGAGGAGCAGUGGAGGCUGGGCCGCGGAGCUCUGACCUCUCAAACAAGAACUGAAAGACUGGUCAAAGAAAGACAAAUCAUGCUUAACAAUCAGGCAGGUAAUGUAGGCACAAUUAAAGCUGUGGAGGACGCCUCUGCAUAUGAAAGCAGCAAGUUAGAUAGUGGAAGAAUCCAUCGCCCUCUGCAGGCCUCCGCUGCUGCAUGUGCUGAUCAACUCUCUGGGUCUUCAUCUUCAAUCAAUAAAUGCAAGAGUUCAAGACAGUUGAAGCCACAAGCAUUCAUCAACUGCAGUAAUCCAGUGCAAACCACAUUAUCAGAGACCCUUCCACAGAAAAGUGUGUUGUCACAGGAUGUCAGCAGUUCAACCCACUCAGAGAAACCACUCGCUCAGUUUGUUCCAGUGCCUUUUAGCAUCCAGGUAGAAAGACCUGAAGAUGUUCCAGCUGUCUUAAGAAGAAAUCAGAGCCCUGCUGCAGGGCUGAUGGAGAAGGAGCCGCCGACACUGGGCCCUAGAGAGAGCACCAAGCAGGGGGGCUCCCUGCAGGGCCGGGGCGGAGCCCGGCAGAGCGGAGAAACCAAGAGAGACCAGACAAAGUCACACUGCACACACACAAGUUCAGCAGAUAAGACGAAACCAGAGGCAGAAGACAUAGAGGUAGACAGGAAUGCCUUUAAACACUCUUGGCUUUCUGAUCAGCGUUUUCCCCAGACACAUUCAGGAAUGUCUGAGUAUCCUCCACAGAGCAGGUCAGAAACUCUGCCCUAUUCUGGCAGCAGUGGGACCAGCCUGUCACACUGUCCACAGGCUCCAUUGGAAAUGAACAACUUAAAUUUUUCCGGCAGCACUCUCGACCAACAAACACAGAGCCUAUGUGAAUCUUAUUCAAAUCAACCUGUCAAAGCACAGGCCAUAUUAACAGAAAUACCAAAUGCUUGGUCUCCAAUUCAACCCAGCCCUCAGCAAACAGGAACAUGUCCACAGCAGGACCAGAAGCAGAGCAGCAUCAGAGUCCAGCAUGUUGCAGGGAACAGCUGUGCCUCUUAUUCUGCUGCUGAAUUUACCAAGAGUCAGAGCGGGCUAAACCAAGAGUCAAACUACCAGGUGCUGGAUGAUAAUACGCUGCUGCCACCAGAGCCUUUUACACAGCUGCACCCUGCGGAUUAUCAGGACAGUGAGGGUAAAGCACCGAAUGACUUCAGGGGGCAGAGCAGUAUUUGUGGGGAGGGCGUUUUCUUGUGUGGCCAGCUUCUCACGGUGAGUGGAGCGAGGCCUGUGCAGAGCUGCCAGGAGUACACAGAGGACACCAGCAGCAGUGACGAUGAAGGGAAGCUCAUCAUCGAGCUUUAACAGAAACAUCUCUCUGGAUUUUUACCUGCUGCACAUAUCUUUCUUUCAGAGUCAGCGGUAAGAAUAAAGGCUCAGUUGAAACUCAAACUGUCAUUGACUAUUUGGUCACACUGACUGUCACACACUGACUGUCACAGAGCCAGGCGUCAACAAUCACAGGAUCAAUGCAGAUAGUUACAGUAAUUUAAAUGGAGCAACACCGUUUCUAUUUGGUUACACUUAUUAUUUUCCUAAAUUGAUAAUGUUCCUGCUGUGACUAGAAAUAUAGCAAUGUGGGUAGCUAUCUUUUUUUCCAGAUUCAAAGGCUUUAAUGUCAUGUGCACAGAAGCUACAGGGUUGUUAUGGCAAUGAAAAUCCAGAGCUUCUCCAACAAUGCAACAUAGUUAUAUAAGAAGUAAAACAAUAAAACACAUUUUUAAAAAAAGAACAAAAUAAAAAUAGUGUAAGAAGAAGUCUAUAUUCACGUAAAUGGAAGAUGAUAUAUUCAAGAACAGAACGUAAAAUUAAAUACUGUACAGUAAGAUGAUAUACUGUUUUUUACAGUGAUAACUAUUUAGAUAAAAUAAAUUGUGAGAUGACAACAGAUGAAUGCUUUAUGGAGACACUUCACAGAGCUCAGGUGUUUAGCAGUCUUAUAGCCUGUGGUAUAAAACUGUCUCUGAGUCUAGUGGUUUUGGUCCUGAUGCUGCGGUAACGCCUGCCAGACGGCAGCAGACAGAACAGAUUGUUGCUGGGGUGAUGGGGGUCUUUGAUAAUCCUGUGGGCUUUCUUCCUGAGCCGCUGGGAGUAGAAAACCCUCCAUGGGUGGCAGCUCCGUCCUGGUGAUGUGCUGUGCAGUUUUAACCACCCUCUGUAGAACCUUGUAGAAGGUCAGGACGCUCUCUAUGGUGCACCUGUAGAAGGUCAGGACCCUCUCUAUGGUGUACCUGGGAUUAAAGUGUGGAAUAAUUGGAGGUUUCUGACAGUCUUGCCGAAUUACCAGCACCCAGGUUGAACAUAUGAAAGAGUCAAUGAAUAUGAAACAAAGACCUAUUUUACUUUCGCCAGCUAGCUUAAUAGGAAAGCUAUUAGGGCCUGUGACACAAGCCUUCCUGUCUUGUUCUCAUGGUCUGCUAACUGAUGUUUAUGUGACUAGCAGAAAUGAGCAUUCACCUUAAGGACUCACCUGAGUGGGAACAGCAGGUUAUGGUUGGUGUCAGCAGCGAGUGCGCUUACUUUACAUGUACCUUAUGUCUUUUUGCUUGUCUGCUGCUGCUGCUGCUGCUGCUGCUGCUGUUUCCACACACACUUCUGCCACUGAACUGCUCACACUCGUACACAUGGUUAAAGAAUGAUUGCCUUCCCACACACUCUCUCUCAUAAAGUGCACUCUGAAUCUUCACAGACACCACCUGUGUGUGACUCAUGGACACAUGCUGCAGCAUUGAAAGAUCAGCAGGUGAAGCGGGCAUUGGCUGAGCCUUUCCCAGCCUGGGUUUCAUGAUGAGUCAGCAGCUAUGAUUAGGCCCUUCACAAGAACAGGAAGUGGGUGCAUGUGAACAUGUUUGUACAUAAUUCAGCAUUUUGUACACAGCUACAGCUCAUGAUGACAUGCUUGUCAUUCCUCUGUCUAUAAGUGGUUAAAAAGGUUUUCGUUUCUACAGCUGAUUUAAUAAUGUGUUACAAAUAUUUCUUUCAUUUACAUUUUCUCAAUUUAUAUUCCUGGUUUAGAGUGUAAGUGCAAUUAAAAAACAAAUGAAUUCAUCUUGAAUAUAUUGCACAUCACUUUUAGUUUUGAACUAUUUCAACAACAGGAGAGUUAAUAAAAAAGUUCCCCUGCUCUUACA